This is a messenger RNA of Chlamydomonas reinhardtii, 938 nucleotides long. RefSeq lists its product as uncharacterized. Bases 32 to 289 code for a protein of 85 amino acids. The record is from RefSeq and is a predicted model, not a curated record. Lineage: Eukaryota; Viridiplantae; Chlorophyta; Chlorophyceae; Chlamydomonadales; Chlamydomonadaceae. The transcript has 2 exons.
CCGGAACUGCGUUCUGGCUAGCCGAACAAAGAUGCAAACACCUUGGCGAACAUCUUGGGAUGACCUGAUAAAGUUCAGUCUCACGGCUGGUGGAGGGCUCGUUAUUCUGAGCCAGGGCCUGACCGCCCUGCAGCUCAAAGUGUUUGAGAAGGAUGUUAAGGCCGAGCUGGACUCGAUGAAGAGCAAAAUGGACAGCAUGGAGCGCAAAAUGGACAGCAUGGAGCGCAAAAUGGACAGCAUGGACGCCAAGCUGGACAAGGUGCUCAACAAGCGCUGGUUCGGUUUUUAAGUUACGCUUCGACACUCAUGCCGCGCUGGCGUUGCUACUCCUGCUGGUGGCCGUGGCGCUAGUAUAGGCAGCCGUGGCCACGUGGUGGCCUGAUGUUGGACCUGCUGGGGUUGCGUUCCUAUGCCAGCGGGCCCACUCGUCCCGUUGCAGGACGGAACAAAGCGGGUACAGUGUGGCGAGGAGGGGAGUACUCUUUAGCAUGGUGCAAUUGCUACGUGCGAAAACCACCUAUCUUGUCGGUCGUGCGGUUCGGUAAGGAAGUGCGUCAUGCUUCACGAACCACGGCACGCCACCGACGCCAGGGGACGCAAUUAGGCCGUGACCAUGUGCUACUCUGAAGCAGACGUGUGAGCAGAGCGGUGCGUGCCCACGGCUACCCUGCAGGCUAAGUGGCUUGCUUGUAAACGGUGGGCAAGUCAGGAGAGAGUGUGCUCCUGCAACAGAAGGGUUGGCGUUCGGGUGGGGGGCGCAGGGGGGGCGGGGGUUUCGCUGGGUGCGGCAGCGAAGGGAAGCAAGGUAGUGCAGCUGUGCUCGUGCGCAGUACAGUGUCUGGGCUUGGCCAGGGCGAAAUGCGCGCCGAUGUGUACUAUGAGAGCACCUUGUCUCUGAUUGCCAAACGAUGAAGUGUUUUCCAGAAAACGCGAGGUCC